AUCCUACCAUACCGUACAAGCAGGUUUGGGAAAAACCUGCCACGGCACUUAAAUCUUUGCCUCCCCUUCCUCUCCCGUCUCCCUGCAAAGCCGCGAGCAGGAAGGAAGAGGCAGACAGGAUGGAGCCGGUGCUGGGGCAUUUUGCGUCUGCCUUCAUUUCCGCGAUCGUCACGGAGCUGGUCAACAAAGGCCUCACUUUAUUCACGAAACGCAACCGCCUCAAGAUGAAGCUGGAGCAGCUGGAGGAGCUCCUCCCAAAGAUCCGGUCCCUCCUCACGGCCGCCGAGCGGCGACAGACCUAUCAUUUCACUCGGGAGCAGCGACUUCAGUUGACGAAGCUGAGAGAUGCUAUUUACUCCGCAGACGACGUCCUCGACGAUUUCGAGUACCAGCAUCUCGAGCGCCAAUCUCGCAAGUUCAAUCUUUGGCCCGGGAGCACUGGCGUUGAUAUGUUGGAAAAAGCAGUCGAUGACAUUGAAAGUGUUAUUAAGGAUUUCAAUCAUGAGUUUGAUUUCCUAAAUGGUUCGGAACCGGAACACGGUGACCAGGAUUCCCCGGAGACGACCUCACAGCUACCUCUAGCACGCGUGUUCGGGCGAGAAGGUGAGGUGCGGCAAAUACUCGAAAUGCUCGAGCGAGGGGGAGGAGAAAAUUUCCGGUACAGAUCAGGUUUCGGCGUCCUUCCCAUAGUAGGCACCGCAGGAGUCGGUAAGACCACCCUUGCGCAGCUCAUCUACAAUCACGAAUUCGUCAAGCGGGAAUUCCCGACGAGGAUGUGGGUUUACGUGUCCGACAAAUUUAAUGUCAGAAAGCUGACCGUAAAGAUGAUACACAGCGCUUUGGAUGAAGAGCAGCAGCAGCAGCAGCUGCAGCUGCAGCUGCUGCCUCGUAAGGACUACGGCAGUUUACAGGGCGCGCAGGCCGAUCUCGAGCGUCUGUUGACGGGCAAGAGGUUCAUGCUCGUCCUCGAUGACGUUUGGGAAGUGAUUAAUUCCGAAGAAUGGGGCAACCUAUGCAAGCCCUUUAGACUAGCAGCGAAGAGAAGCGUAGUUUUGGUGACGUCUCAAAUUCAGUAUGUGGCGUGCCAAAUAGAGCCGAUGGACCCGGUGACGUUAAGUGGUUUGGAUGCUGACGAUUAUUGGCGGCUGUUCAAGCACUCUGCGUUCGGAGGAGACGACCCUGCUGAGCACUCUAACUUGGGAAAGAACGUCGGCGGGACGUCCGAAAAGGUUAAAGAGAAGUCGAGAUUGGAAGAAAUAGGUUCGGAGAUUGCUAGUAGGCUGGGCGGCUCACCCUUGGCCGCCAAACUACUGGGAAGUGUGUUAAGCCGAAACAAAGAUGAGGACCAUUGGGAUCAAAUCCUGCAGAGUGAUUUGUGGAACGUAGAGAAUAUCAUUUCCCCCUCCUUUUGGUUGAGUUAUAAGUAUCUAAAUGGACAGCUAAAGCAUUGUUUUGUUUACUGCGCAGCGUUUCCUCAAGGUUUCAUUUUCGAGAAAGAUAAGCUAGUCCAAAUGUGGGUGGCACAAGGCUUUAUACCUCCUAGCAGUGACGAAAGACCGGAGGAUGUUGGGGAUCGCUACUUUGAGGAAUUAGUUGAUAGAUCAUUCUUUCAACCUGUUUGGAAUGAUAAAUAUAUGAUGCAUAGCUUGAUCCAUGAAUUGGCACAAUCAAUUGGUUCCGAUGAGUUCUUCACAUUUGCUGACCGGCCGCGGGGAAUCCUGUCAAGAAUAGCUCGUCAUAUAGCUUUUUCGUCAAGAACAGCUCGUCACAUAACUGUUAGGACUGAUGAUCUACUGCAACUAGAGCGUGCGCUAAAGAACAAUAAUAUUAAUCUAAAGCAUCUGCGCACUAUUUUAUUCUUCGGUGGGUAUAAAGAUUCUAUCCCAUUCUGUAAUCUUCUCGACUCCAUAUUCCAACAGGCCAAAAGCAUAAGAGUGCUGGAUUUAUCUCAUACAUGUAUGACAGAUUUGCCAAGCUCGAUCGAUAAUUUAAAACACCUGCGAUACUUGGAUUUAUGUGGUAACAGAGUAACGUCAUUGCCUCAAGACCUUUGCUCGCUUUACCAUCUGCAGGUGUUAAAUGUUAAAUGGUGCCCUCUUCAGCAACUGCCAGAAAAGAUGAAUAGAUUGAUUAACUUGAGACACAUUUGUGCGGACACUCUGACAAGUUCAAUAAUAUCUCAAAUCCUAAAGCUUACAAACCUUCAGGAGCUAGAAAACUUUCGUGCUGGGAACAGCAAUGAAUUAAACGCCCUCGCAUGCAUGACCGAACUUAGGGGUCCUCUCCAUGUUACGGAUCUCCAUCUUGUCAAGGUUGGAGAGGCUAAAGAGGGGAUUUUGAAGGAAUCGAAGCACCUAACUUCACUGUGGUUAUCAUGGGAUUCUGAGGGACAAGGCAUACGACAAGUAGAUGAUGCACAAACUACUCUUGAUGAGAAAGUCCUGCAAUGCCUUCAGCCACAUGACAAUCUUAAAGAGCUAAGAAUUGAUAGUUAUGUCGGUCGUAGCCCACCCAAAUGGAUGCUAACAGAUAAUCGUCAUUCCAACGUAAGAUCCAUGUACUUAAUUGGUUGUGUUAAUUUGCAAAACCUCCCACCUUUGGAGCUGCUGCCUAAACUUGAGAUCCUAGAGAUUAAAGGUAUGCAUGCAUUGGAAAAAGUUAGCUGUCAAUCACUUGGUCAUGACUCGGUAAAAAAAGGGUUUCCAAGGUUGGAGAAACUUUCGAUCGAUGACCUGCCAAAUUUAAAAGAGUGGACGGGGGUAGAGGAUGGUCAGUUUUUUCCUUGCCUUUGUGAGCUUGUUGUUCGAAAUUGUCCCACUCUAGAAAGAUUUCCUUACAUCCCUCAACUUAAGAAUGUCCGUCUAGAAAAUGUUGGACUGGUUUCUCUUAUAGCAUUCUUCAAUGUAUGCCUUUCGGAGGUCACGCUACCAGAAAGCAGCAGUAGCAGUAGCAGCAGCAAAGGGAUUCCAUUGGCAUUUCCGACCAUUUCUUCCAUGUACAUCAGCAAGUGUCCAUACUUAAUUUCUUUUGGGGAAAGCUCAAAUCAACUAUUUCUUCCUCGACUCUUUGAACUCGAGAUACGAAACUGCCCGCAGCUUUGUUUGCUGCCAGAUCUACCACCUACAUUAACAAAAUUGAUUAUUGAAGAUGCUGGACUGGAAGAACUUCCAAGAAUACAGGAGAAGGGCUUGACAGGUGGUGUUGAGAUGGUGGGAACAGGUUCUUUUCUCUCAACCUUGCAUAUUAGUAGCUGCCCAAAGUUGAGUACCCUAAGUAUAGGCUUGUUUCAGCAACAAGGACUCCGAAGACAUCUUGGAAAGUUAUCGCUCAAGAACUGUGAAAAUCUCAAAUCUGAUCUGGACGAAGGGUUUAAAAAACUCACUGCACUAAAAGAGUUGACUAUUAUUGAUUGUCCCAAGCUAUUUAUCUCUCAUGUUCACGUAUCUCUCAAGACGAUUGAAGUCAGUGAGUGUUUUAUUACUCAAGGUGCUCGGUUCGGUCAUCAGAAUCCACUUCUCCACUCUAUUGAGACUGUAAAGAUUAUUGGCUGUCCACAUGCAAAUUCUGAUGAAGUUCAAAAAUUGAAGAUGCCGGACUCAUUUAAGCUGGACUCAUUUAAGCACCUUACAGCCGUCGAUCGCCUUUAUUUGGUGAACACGUCUGUUCUCACACUUGAUCUAUUUACAGAACUUCGCUCACUGAGAAUUCUGGAUAUAGAUGGUUGCCAGAAAUUUCUAACCAAUCAGCCACAGCUUUUGCACUUCAGCAAACUCCAACAUUUGAGCAUCCGGAACUGCAAAGAGCUCCCAUACCUCCCUGAGGAUCUAAAUACUCUUAAAUCCCUCAUGGAAUUAUGCAUUGAAAAUUGUCCUUUGAUAACUUCUCUGCCUCAGAAUGAUCUGCCACCUUCACUCGAAAGCUUGUCUAUCCGUGGAUGCGAUCCACUGUUGAAGCAACAGUGCCUAGAUGCCAACUAUUUCUUUCCAAAGAUUUCUUACAUUCCUUACAUUUGCAUUGAAGGAGAAGUAAUACAAUCAGGAGGAGUUUUGCGGCAUCCAGGACUCAUCGUUUUGUUAGGCGUACUCAAGUUUUAAGGAACUUGAUCGAGAUGGUCUUGCAUUUUGCUUAAACGGACGGAAUUGGAGGUAUAUGUUGUGGUCUAUUUUUGUUUAGCGCAAUUUUAUGGCUCUUUGUCAUUUACCUUUU
Molecule: messenger RNA, 4206 nt
Organism: Ananas comosus (pineapple)
Lineage: Eukaryota; Viridiplantae; Streptophyta; Magnoliopsida; Poales; Bromeliaceae
Product: putative disease resistance protein RGA3
Exons: 3
Coding region: 120-4094 (1324 amino acids)
Biological process (GO): defense response to other organism
Molecular function (GO): protein binding; ADP binding
Source: RefSeq, a predicted model, not a curated record